AUGUUUAUAUUCUCAAGGGGUUUCACCCUCUUCAUUGCUCUUUUAUCUUCUCUACUUCUUACAGCCCAAUCGUGCCAAUUCCAUGGCCAUGGCCUCAAUCUCUCAAGCAUUGACUAUCCGUCCAUGAUAGCUGACAACGUUGCCACGCGCUCCCUUCGCCGCCGCGAGAUCUCCUCCACGCGCGUAACCCUGCACAAUGUGCGUGUUUUUGACGGCUCCACUCUGCUAUCUCCCAGCACUGUUGUCAUCGACCGUGGAUUCAUUGGCCGUCCUUGCACUGCCUGCGAAGCUUGCCCACCUACCGAGAGCUACGACGCUAAGGGCAUGACGCUGCUUCCCGGCCUUAUAGACUCCCAUGCACACCCGGCCAACGUUUCAAGCUUGGUCAACAUGACCCGAUUCGGUAUCACCACCGCCGUCAAUGCUUUCUGUCCUGUACCCGAAUUCUGCACCUCACUGACCAAUCACACCGGACUGACAUCCCUUAUCAUGGCAUCGUUCUUUGCCACCUCGCCCGGCAGUGAACACGCCAAGAUGGUUGGCCCUAGCUUCGAUAAUCUCCUAAUCGAUAACACCACAGAGGUGCCCUCCUUUGUCGCUAGACAAAUAGCACAGGGCGCGGACUUCAUUAAGGUCAUCGGGAGCGCGCCACUACCUGGGUUGAGUCAAGACGAACAGAUUGAUUUGGUCAUAACAUCACACAAGGGAGGAAAACAGGUCGUGCUACACACUUCGAGCUACGCUUCUUAUGAACAGGGCCUCAUAGCCGGUGUCGAUCAGAUCCACCACUCAACACUCGACUUCCCUGUUGAUGACCGGCUUCUCAAGAUGUUCAAGGCUAGAGAUAUCGUCGUAUGCCCGACGCUGACAAUGAUGCGCGCCAUAGUCCAACAGGACCCUUCGAUGAACGGUUCGUUCUCGUCGGCGGCAGAAACAGUAACGCGAUUGCAUAAGGCGCGGGUUCCGAUAAUUGUCGGCACGGACGCGAACCUGCAGCCGACGAUGCCGGCGAUGGUCAUGUACGGAAGCAGCCUACAUGACGAACUGGAAAAUCUCGUCGCCGCCGGGCUUACCCCCGUCGAGGCUUUAAACGCGGCAACGGUCUUACCGGCUAAGUACUUUCGACUAGCUGAUCGAGGUUCCAUCAAAGAAGGAAUGCGAGCAGAUUUACUCCUCGUUGAUGGUGACCCAACCACUGAUAUUGCGGUAACAAGAAAGAUUGUUAAGGUCUGGGUUGGCGGUAUUGAAUUUGACGAAUAA
Molecule: messenger RNA, 1260 nt
Organism: Penicillium atrosanguineum
Lineage: Eukaryota; Fungi; Ascomycota; Eurotiomycetes; Eurotiales; Aspergillaceae
Product: amidohydrolase family protein
Exons: 1
Coding region: 1-1260 (419 amino acids)
Molecular function (GO): hydrolase activity, acting on carbon-nitrogen (but not peptide) bonds
Source: RefSeq, a predicted model, not a curated record